Cricetulus griseus (Chinese hamster) is the source of this 1239-nucleotide messenger RNA. NCBI's taxonomy places the organism in Eukaryota, Metazoa, Chordata, Mammalia, Rodentia, Cricetidae. The record is from RefSeq and is a predicted model, not a curated record.
AUGAACUGGCUCUGGGAGGCUGGAUGGUAUGAGCAGGAGACGCAAGAGGCCUUCUUUGGCCAGCCCUCCAACCUGGCACUCACAGCUCGCUCCUUCUCCCAGCUCCAGCGAUUUAAGCGUUCCCUCUCCCUCAAGACCAUCCUCCGAAGUAAGAGUGUGGAGAACUUCUUCCUCCGCUCCGGCUCUGAGCUGAAGUGCCCCACGGAGGUGCUGCUGACGCCACCAACCCCACUGCCGCCGCCUUCUCCACCACCUCCCUCCACAGACGGGGGUCUACCCACCCCAGCACCCUCCCCGUGCCCAGUCCCACGCCCCUUGGCACCACUCAAACCAGUGAGGCUGCACAGCUUCCAGGAGCACGUCUUUAAGAGGGCCAGCCCUUGCGAGCUGUGCCACCAGCUCAUUGUAGGAAACUCCAAGCAGGGCUUGCGCUGUAAAACAUGCAAAGUCAGCGUCCACCUCUGGUGCUCUGAGGAGAUCUCCCACCAGCAAUGUCCGGGCAAGACAUCCACCUCUUUCCGACGCAACUUCAGCUCCCCACUCCUGGUUCAUGAGCCACCACCAGCCUGUGCCAUGAGCAAAGAGUCCCCCCCUGCUGGGAGCAUCGGGAAGGUGGAUCCGGUUUAUGAGACCCUGCGCUACGGUACCUCCCUGGCAUUGAUGAACCGGUCCAGCCUCAGCAGCACGUCUGAGUCCCCCACACGGAGCCUGAGUGAACGCGAUGAGCUAACAGAAGAUGGGGAAGGCAGCAUCCGCAGCUCAGAAGAGGGGCCUGGUGACAGUGUAUUCAUCGCCCCAGCAGAGAGCGAAGGGUCAGGAGCAGAGGAGAAGAGCCCUGGACAGCAGCCCCCAAAGCCGUCCCUGAGGAAGGAUGUGGGGCCCAUGUACUCCUACGUUGCACUCUACAAGUUCCUGCCGCAGGAAAACAACGACCUGGCUCUGCAGCCCGGAGAUCGAAUCAUGCUGGUGGAUGACUCCAAUGAAGACUGGUGGAAGGGCAAGAUUGGCGACCGGGUUGGCUUCUUCCCAGCCAAUUUCGUGCAGCGGGUGAGGCCAGGCGAGAAUGUUUGGCGCUGCUGUCAGCCCUUCUCUGGGAACAAGGAACAGGGCUAUAUGAGCCUCAAGGAGAACCAGAUCUGUGUCGGCGUGGGCAGAAGCAAGGAUGCUGAAGGCUUCAUCCGAGUCAGCAGUGGCAAGAAGCGGGGCUUGGUGCCAGCCGACUCCCUGGCAGAGAUCUGA